AGCCUCCUGUUGUGAAUGUGAAACCACUUGCAAAAAAUUUUGUGUCAGGUGAUUUUGUGAACAUAAGCUGUCAAGCAGAUGGUUAUCCGAAGCCAGUUAUCAGAUGGAUAUGGAGCCCAGCGCAUAACCAGAAUUUCAUUUCUGGAAGGAGUGAAAUUCGUGAGAAAAACUUAUUAAUAUAUUCUGCAGAAGCAGAUGAUGAAGGCAGAUAUGAUUGUGUUGCAACAAAUAUUGCUGGAACACAAGUUGCUACUGCUGUUUUAAAUUAUAUUGAGGCUCCAUUUGUUAGCUUGCCUGCUGAGGAGCUGACUGUGAAGAAUGGAGAGCAAGCAGUUCUGAGAUGCAUUGCUGAAGGUAUACCUGAUCCAAAAGUGAAAUGGUAUAAAGGUUCGGUUGAAAUACAACCCCUUUCAUACAUACAAGUUUUACCUGAUGGUUCUCUUUUAAUAUAUGACGUUCAGGAAACAGAUGCUGGAAAAUAUACCUGCGUUGCUGUUAAUGAAGCUGGAACUGCGAAUGAAACAAUGUAUCUAAAUGUUGGAUCAAAACCAUUUUUGAUAAAAUUACCAAGCUCUGUUUCUGUUGAAAUAUUACAAAACAUUAGUAUUCCUUGCAUUGCUACUGGUACUCCUGAUCCUCAAAUAAGUUGGCACUUUGGAAAUGGAAGCAACAUCAGUACUGAAUCAAAAUUUGCUGUUUCAUCUGAAGGGACUCUUAUUAUUCAAGAUGCUGAUCUUUCCGUUGCUGGGAAAUAUAUUUGUAGAGCACAGAAUAGAUUUGGAACUGAGGAGCAAUCUUUGGAUCUUGCCAUUACAGGCAUAAGAAAACCAAUACUAUCACCACUGCCGGAAAUUCUUGAAGUACCAAAAGGAGAAAAGAAAUCUGUAUCAUGUAUAGUGUUGGAUGGGAAUCCCAAACCCCACCUUACUUGGUUUAGAAAUGGUCAGCUCUUGCAAACUGGAUAUGGGUUAAAAAUUGAUGAUGGAAGAUUAGAAAUUCUAAAAGCAGAUGACUUCCAUGAAGCAAAUUAUUCCUGCUUUGCUUCAAAUAUUGGAGGCAAUGCAACUGAAGAAAUGUAUCUGAAUAUUUUAUAUCAUCCAGAGAUAUUUCCAACUAACCAAGAAUUUGUUGUUACAGAAGGAUCAGAUAUAACUUUGUCUUGUAAUGUGAAGGGUGAUCCGAAGCCAGCUAUAUUGUGGUACAAGGACAACAUUCAGUUAAUACCAAAUGAUGAAAUUUAUAUUGAAAAUGAUGGUAGUUUAAAAAUAAAAAAUGUCAGAAGCUUUCAAGAAGGAGAGUACAUUUGCUCUGCUACAAAUAUAGUUGGAACUUCUGACCAAUCUAUGAAACUUAUUGUUAAAGUUCCCCCAAGAAUCAUUCAUCCAGUUUCAUCUUAUAAUGUCACUGAAGGUAAUAUUGCAACAUUGAACUGCAAUGUUUAUGCCAAACCUCCAGCUUUCAUAAGAUGGAAAAGACUGAAACCAGAUGGUGAGGAGGAGAAUUUAGAAAAGUAUAUUAUGUACAAUGGUAGCUUACAAAUCAGAGCAAACUAUGCUGAUGAAGGGUUAUAUGUUUGUGAAGCUGAGAAUGAAGUUGGACAUGCUCGGUCUGAAAUGAUUUUAAAUGUUCAGGUGCCACCACAUGCAGAUAUUAAAGCUCCUGCUACUAUUGUUGCCAUAGCUGGACAUCCAUUAUCACUUGCAUGUGAAACAUUUGGCCAUCCUCCUCCUAAAGCAUACUGGAAGAAAGAUGGUAUAAUACUGCAGUCUUCAGAAUCCCUUUUUGUCAAGAAUGGCAAUUUUACUAUAUUUAAAACAUCUCUUUCUGAUGAAGGAACAUACUCUUGCAUUGGUGAAAACUUGGCUGGGCGUUCUGAAGUCAAAAGAACAGUAACCAUUCAUGAAGAGCCAAAAAUUAGCUCUGUUUAUUCAUCAGCUCCAGAUAUUUUCGCUACCAUUGGGGAUAAAAUAGAUAUUGUAUGUAAUGCUUCUGGAUAUCCCAUACCUGAAAUUAUUUGGACUGAGCCAGAAAGUGAUUUAGUUCAUUAUAUUCAGAAUGAAGUGCUUCAUAUACCUUUCAUUCAAGAGAAGGAUGCUGGCAUUUAUACAUGCACUGCUAAGAAUACUGCUGGCUUUGAUAAAAAGUCAUUUAAUCUUACAGUGUAUG
Messenger RNA from Stegodyphus dumicola, 2166 nucleotides. RefSeq names its product hemicentin-1-like. NCBI's taxonomy places the organism in Eukaryota, Metazoa, Arthropoda, Arachnida, Araneae, Eresidae. Gene Ontology annotation, cellular component: plasma membrane; neuronal cell body; axon. Gene Ontology annotation, molecular function: axon guidance receptor activity; calcium ion binding; cell-cell adhesion mediator activity. The record is from RefSeq and is a predicted model, not a curated record. Gene Ontology annotation, biological process: dendrite self-avoidance; axon guidance; synapse organization.